This is a messenger RNA of Bursaphelenchus xylophilus (pine wood nematode), 854 nucleotides long. NCBI's taxonomy places the organism in Eukaryota, Metazoa, Nematoda, Chromadorea, Rhabditida, Aphelenchoididae. The record is from the annotation of a GenBank genome assembly.
AUGACAGCGUCUCGAGUGGUCCAACUUCCCUUUUGGGUUGAGUGCUGGCUCAUUGCCAGCAGUCUGAUCUGCCUGAUCGAUGUCUCAUUUACCAUGCUCAGACCGCACAGUACUCGUGGAGGAGCUCUGGAAAACGUCUACUACCUGUGUAAGUAUAAUAUCUCAUGUGGUUUUUAAUGCACCACUUCCUUACAAAUAAAGGGGACUUUCGAUGAAUCGAAAUUUUUGACCGACUUGCCAUUUUUUUAAACGGCUAGCCAAUAGCCUGGGUCGGCUGACCAAAGUGUACAUAUUGGCCCAAUAUCCGCUCUGCCCCAAAGAGGAAGACCGGCCGCGACUUUGCUUAUAAAAAAUUAAAAUUUACCAAGAUUUUAAUUUCUUGACCUCGGUAAAUCGCAAAUGGCCUUCCUUAAAUCAUCGCCAAAUUGCAUUUUUCUUCAGGGAAUAUCUAUGCCGAUGUCGAUAUUCGUUAUGCGGAUGCUAAGGACAUCGUGACCAUGGCCACUGGCCGCCUGAUGCUGGUGGAGAUCGUGAUGGAUUGGGUUGCCGCAUGGAUGAAUCGAGUUGGAUCUCGUCAUACUCUUCUAACCGCCUUUACCUCGUCGGCGUUUGUCUUCUGGAAGACGGCUGUCUUCCUGAUGCUUUAUGUGGGAGUUCCUGAAGGCAACCCGAGUUACUUUGUAGAGGGUACCCCCAUCUGGAAGAUUGCUGUUGUCUUCUGGUUCAUGAAUGGGAUCUGGUUGGUGAUGCCGUUCGCUGUGAUGCUGACCCUUUGGAAUAAGAUCGCACUGCCCGUCAGGUCUCUGUCCGUGGACAACAUCUCCGAUCAGAGCGAUCAGAAACAACUGGUUUAA